UUUGUGUUUUGAAGUGUUCGCAGAUCUGGGUGUUGCUGACUAAAGAAACGGAAAGUGGAAUAAAGCUGCUGUCAGACUGGAGAACAUAGAGACGCAUCUCGACACUCCGCUUGGAUACAGAAGAUCAACGCGGAUAAACGUGUUUGAGGAUGGAGGAGGAUGCGCCAGUCAAGUCGUCAGUGGCUCAGCUGGCUGGAAAACUCAAAGGUCAUGCACCACCAAUGCCAGGAAGCAUGGAGGUGAAAUCUAUGAGAAGACCCCCAUGUUCUCUGGUGAUAAACAACCAAAAAGAUGAAGAACAUGAAGAGAAGGUGUUCAUUUGUCCUCAUCCUCCUAAGUUGAAGAUAAAGAGCUCACCCCUCAUUGAAAAACUACAGGCCAAUCUUGCUCUCUCUCCAACUGUCCUGCUCUCCCCACCCAAAAGUCCAGAGUCCAAACAGCCGCCCACAGCCUGCAGUCCCAUCAGCCCCUGCAGCUCCCUGAGCUCCACCCUGCAGCCCACUCAGCUGUCCUGUGAAGAUGAGGCGCCGGUUAGCUUCGAGCAGCCGGUCGAGGGUACUCCACAGCCAAGCAUCAACAAGAGUCGAGCUAGGCUGUCUUUUAAGCGACGGCUGCCCACACGACAACACAGGAAGUCAGCAUGUGAGGAGACUAAAUGGAACGAGGGAAAUGACUCUCCAUGUGCACCAGAUAGUCAACAGCAGAAUGGAGAUGAAGGGGAAUUAUUUGGUGGGCCUUCACAGGAGGAUACUGAAGAUAAAACAGACUCUGUUCAACCCACCAAUGGCCCACAACAGGAAAAAGACGGGACAGAGCACUUAGAUGUACCCCAAGAAAAUGAGGGGACCGAAGUAACCCAUAUAGGAAGUGAGGAAUUAAAUAAGGGAGGAUAUGAACCUUUUGACUGUAAACAGGCUCAAGAAGAAGACAAGGAAGAGACAGAAGAGGACAGGACAGAAGUGAAAGAAGACAAGGAAGUUCUGGAUGCAGAGAACAACCCAGAAUAGAAGUAACAGGGUAAUGGUCAUCAAAAUGUUUUUUUUUUUUUUUGCGCAACAUAAGCAUUGAUUUAGCAAGCUAGAAUAGUGAGAAGGUUAUUGCCGACCACAGUUGAAUUAAUAGCGAUUCUAACAAAUGUUCAUGUGGAUUCGCUGAGAACAGACUCCAGUAUAGAUGAAGAAUGACAAAGUCUGAAUGCCAGGAUUGAAUUCUUCUCUUUUAGGACUGUGGAUUUGUGGACUUAUUGCUAAAGCAAAUAGUACACAAAGGGUUAGAUGUUAUCAGCACACUCAUGGCAAUUUGUUGCAAUUUUAUGUUUUGGAGUAUUGGUGGUGAAUUUGUAUAAUCUCAUUUGUAUGUUUUUGUACAAUCUCCUUGCACCCCACUGCUGGUUAGGUUUAGUGGUGGACCUUUAAAAAAAAUCAUACAUUUUUUUUACAAAUCAAACUGUACAAAUUAGCCACCAACUGCAAAAAUGUGUAACAGUUAUGUUUUCUCAAGAGAUCAGGUGGGAUCUUAUAGCUAAAAUGAAGCCAUUAUAUCAAACCCUGAGUUUCUAUUCAAACUCUGUAUGGUAUGUCUGAGUUAUUUAUAUGCCUUGAUUAUCUUACUUGCUUUUUCUUUUAAAUAAACGUAUGUUGGAUUCUUAUUUGCUGUUCAGAGAACAGGAACGCUUUCACCUUUGGAGAGCAUUUUCCAUUUUAAAAAUACUUUUCCAGCCUUCACCCUGUUUGAAUAUUCAUGUGAUAAAUAUCACUGAAAUAGGUGUAGUUUUAUUGACUGUUGGUUAAUUUGAAAUAUCUGACAUGCCUCUGUGAUAGUCCUAGGCUCUGUAAACAGCAAAAGUUGUCUAGAAAUGCUUCAUAAACACUUCAGAAAUGAUUUAUCAGUCAUUUUGAGUGUUUAGGUUCACUGACAUUGAGUUGGCUGAGAGGGUUGUGGAGAGGGUGUGGUUAAAGUUGCAAAAUCACGAGUCACUAACUGCACUUUUAUUUUCUGAUGGUUACUAAAAUUCACCGUUUUUUAAUAACAAGAUACAUAUAAUCAAUACAAAGAACAUAGUGGCAGAUAUAUUGCGAAAGCCAAAUUUAUCAGCAGUCUCCACUGCUGCUAUGGAAAGAUACUUUAUUAUUAAAUAAAAUGCCUGAAAUGUAUCACUGUGACAGCAAAGCUACUGUACUGCAUCAAUGAUCUACUACUUCCCAUAUAAGUCUGAAUAAAGAGCUUUAUUUACACUUACCAGAUGCUUUCCUUUAUUAUGUAAGCAUCACUGACUCCACUGACUGGCGUGAGCAAACCAGGUAACAUGGUUACCCCCCCUCCCAUUUGAAUUGCUUGACAUAAUAAUUUGCUAUCUUACUGAAUAGUUCACUUUUUAGUU
Messenger RNA from Sinocyclocheilus anshuiensis, 2380 nucleotides. Its product is annotated as capZ-interacting protein-like. The transcript has 6 exons. The coding region runs from base 150 to 1007 and encodes 285 amino acids. The record is from RefSeq and is a predicted model, not a curated record. NCBI's taxonomy places the organism in Eukaryota, Metazoa, Chordata, Actinopteri, Cypriniformes, Cyprinidae.